ACGAAUAAUUGCAGCCUCAGAAUCGUCUUAUAGAUCAUGUUGGCCACUCGCCACUCUGAAAUGAAAGGGAUAGCUUAGAAAAAAAAAAAGCUGACGUGCCGGUUAUCAACGGUGAAGGCUGGCUUUCAGGGACCGUUGAAGCCUUCAGCUAGAGUUCCCUCCAGGCGUUAUCUCUUUCUCUUGGCUUCUCUGCUUCCGCUCACCUUUUUUUUUCUGUAGUUCUUCUGUAGCAAGCACAAGCAAAGAAUGCAUCAGAUACACAUUAACUGUUGAAUUUGAAGAUUUUCAAGGAGUCUGCAGUACUACAGCCACUGAUCACAGUUUAGAAGAGAGAAGGGUAUCAAGCAUUUCAGGAUUUUGCGCCGAGGAGAAGAGAUGACAGAAAAUAGUCAGAAAAAGAACCCUCCAUCACUAAUGGGGGAGGGUGCAUCAUCACUAAUGGGGGAGGGUGCAUCAGAAGCUCUUCCAGAAGGAAAAUCACUUGAGAGAUGGAUGGCAUUUCCAGAGAAAAACCCACAAAAUGAUCCAGAUCAAAAUGAGAUAGAAGAGUCCAAGGAAACUGAAAAUAACCAGUCAAUGGUACAAAGAGCAGCAGCUUGGGGUCUGACAGUAAAACCCAGCGAUCCUAACAGCCAAAUUUUUGUCUUUCCAUCAUCGAUCGAGGGCAGUAAACAAUCCAUGGAGAGACUCUCAGGGACUACGAGGACAUCAAAUGAAUCAAAUUCUGCCAUGGAUUCAAGUUUCCCUAGAGUUUCUCAGGAGCUAAAAGAUGCAUUGUCCUCUCUUAAGCAGACUUUUGUUGUUUCAGAUGCAAGAACGCCAGAUUGCCCUAUCAUGUAUGCAAGCGCUGGGUUUUCCAGCAUGACAGGAUAUUCAGUAAAGGAGGUCAUUGGAAGGAACUGUCGCUUUCUUCAGGGGCCUGAAACAGAUUUAAAAGAGGUUGCAAAGAUAAGAGAAGCGGUUAGAACUGGGAAGAGCUACUGUGGCAGGCUCUUGAACUACAAGAAAAAUGGAACUCCUUUCUGGAACCUUCUCACCAUAACGCCAAUAAGGGAUGGCAAUGGGAAUGUUAUUAAAUUCAUAGGAAUGCAGGUUGAGGUCAGCAAAUACACAGAAGGUUUAAAUGACAAACUAUUCCGGCCUAAUGCAUUGCCAGUGUCCUUAAUCCGCUAUGACGAGAGACAAAAGGAUACGGCCAUGUCUUCGAUUACGGAAGUUGUGCAGACAGUGAGACACCCACAAAAUCACUCAGAAGCUACAGAAUUUGAUAUUGCCAUAAAGAUCGAUGAUAAAACUAAAGGAUACACCAAAUCUCCACUUCAUGGAGCUGCAGACAUGAAGAAUCUUAAUUCACCCGGAAGACUGACUUCUCUGCAUGACAUGAGAAAUGAAUCUCAGAGAACAAGUAUUAGGAAAUCAGGCCGCUCUUCCUUAAUGGGCUUUAGAAGAAGAAAAAGUUCAGCAGAAAUCAUAAUAGAACCAGAGAUUCUAAUGACCAGAGAUGUACAGCGCACAGAGAGCUGGGACCGUGUGGAAAGGGAAAAAGAUAUACGACAAGCAAUAGAUCUUGCUACAACAUUAGAGCGCAUAGAGAAGAAUUUUGUUAUCACUGAUCCAAGACUUCCUGAUAAUCCCAUUAUAUUUGCAUCAGACAGCUUUCUUGAAUUGACAGAAUAUAGUCGGGAAGAGAUUCUAGGAAGAAACUGUAGGUUUCUUCAAGGGCCUGAAACGGAUCAAGCAGUAGUCUCAAAGAUAAGAGAUGCUAUAAGAGAACAAAGAGAAAUAACUGUUCAACUUAUUAAUUACACCAAAAGUGGAAAAAAAUUUUGGAACUUAUUCCACUUACAACCUAUGCGCGAUCAAAAGGGUGAACUUCAAUACUUCAUUGGCGUGCAACUUGAUGGAAGUGAUCAUGUUGAACCCCUUCGCAAUCGCCUCUCAGAGAGAACAGAGAUGAACAGUGCAAAAAUGGUUAAAGCCACGGCAGAAAAUGUUAAUGAGGCUGUCAGAGAACUUCCGGAUGCCAACUUGAGACCUGAGGCCUUGUGGGAAGUCCACUCAAAACCUGUCUUUCCAAAGCCACACAAUAGUAAUAAAUCUUCAUGGAAAGCAAUAGAGAAGAUAACUGGAGAAGGUGAACAAUUAAGUUUGAAGCAUUUCAGACCAAUAAAACCUUUGGGCUGUGGGGAUACUGGAAGCGUACAUUUAGUGGAACUUGAAGGCACAAACCAACUAUUUGCUAUGAAGGCAAUGGACAAAGUAGUUAUGAUGAACCGCAAUAAGGUGCAUCGAGCAUGCAUUGAGAGGGAAAUUUACUCGUUACUGGACCAUCCCUUCCUUCCAACAUUAUACGCUUCUUUUCAGACAACAACACACGUUUGUUUGAUAACAGACUUUUGUCCGGGAGGAGAGUUAUUUGCAUUGCUUGAUAGGCAGCCUAUGAAGAUUAUCAAAGAGGAAGUUGCAAGGUUUUAUGCUGCUGAAGUUAUUGUUGGCCUGGAAUACCUUCAUUGUCUAGGAAUAAUAUAUCGUGAUUUGAAGCCUGAAAAUAUUCUACUCCAGGAAGAUGGGCAUAUAAUGUUAACAGACUUCGAUCUAUCAUUCCUGACAAAUUGCAAACCUCAAGUAAUCAAGCAUGCAACGCCAACAAGAAGAAGAUCCAAAGACCAUCCUCCACCAAUCUUUGUAGCAGAGCCAACCACGCAAUCAAAUUCAUUUGUAGGAACAGAAGAGUACAUAGCACCUGAAAUAAUCAGCCGAGGUGCGAGUGUGGCAAGCAUGCACAAGUUCAUGUGCCCUUCUAUUUUUGAAUGCUCAUCACACCCAAAUGGAAGGAAAUCAUCACAGGUGCAGCCCAUAGCAGCGCCAUUGACUGGUGGGCUCUUGGAAUAUUGCUCUAUGAGAUGCUGUAUGGCCGGACACCAUUUAGAGGAAAAAAUAGACAAAGGACAUUUGCCAACAUUUUGUACAAAGAUCUUACCUUUCCAAGCAGCAUACCGCCUUGCAGCAAGGCAGUUGAUAAAUGGAUUGCUGCACAGAGACCCUACCUAUCGUUUGGGAUCUAACAUUGGUGCCAACGAAAUCAAGCAGCAUUCCUUCUUCCGUGAGAUCAACUGGCCACUCAUUCGUUGCAUGCGUAUUCCAGAGUUAGAUGUUCCUCUUCAACUAACCAGCAAGGAAACAAAUUCCUAUGCAAAGGAUGCAAAAUUUGAUAACGAGGAUGUGCUGAUCCAGAGUAGAGAAAUUUUAUGAGGUAACAAACAAUCAGGUUGCUGAUCAGCAAAAGAUAAAACAAUAUGUGCUUACCUUUCCUCUGAAUGUUUCUAAGAAUAAGGCUCUGUUUUUUGAGGCAGAGAACACAAGAAAUACCUCUUUGGCGAGCAAAUGGCUUACAAAGCCAAAAGAACAGGCAAUGCCUAAGGUCUCUUAAUUAUCUAUCUACAUGAAAUGUUGUGAAAAUGGUGAACAAGCAUUUUGAGAAUUGUAAUAUUUUUUCAACCAUCGCCAAGAUCAACAGCCAGUUCUGAGGAAAAAUCAUUCAUAAUCAAUGAAUUUCAGUGUUAUUUUGUAUAUUAUCGACUGUGAGAGAUCACUAAGAAAAUGACAAAUUGAUAAUAAAGAAAUAAUAAUUACAUA
Dendrobium catenatum is the source of this 3636-nucleotide messenger RNA. Its product is annotated as phototropin-2. Bases 376 to 3252 code for a protein of 958 amino acids. The record is from RefSeq and is a predicted model, not a curated record. NCBI's taxonomy places the organism in Eukaryota, Viridiplantae, Streptophyta, Magnoliopsida, Asparagales, Orchidaceae. Gene Ontology annotation, cellular component: cytoplasm; plasma membrane; nucleus. Gene Ontology annotation, molecular function: protein serine/threonine kinase activity; ATP binding. The transcript is spliced from 25 exons. Gene Ontology annotation, biological process: protein phosphorylation.